AUGUGGGCCCUCAAGUCUCCGCAUCGAUUCCUUGCUCUCGUUGUGAUCACCCUUCUCGCGCUAGCAACCACUACCGUGGCCGCAUCCGCUACCAAACAAGUCGAGUCGACCCAACGCCGACUUGCAACAUCACUCGCCGACGCACCAUCACUGCGACUCCAAUUCACGCUCAAGCGAUCCUCCAUGAAAGUCUACGGACAGAAUCAGUUCUACGUCUUCGCCAACCCUGUUGUGUCCUCCGACAACACCUCCGUGCUCUACGACGGCUACGCCGCAUUCAUGGACGGCACCACCGACUACACCUUCAUGUUGGUGAAUGGCAUCGCCUAUUUCGUCACUUCCACUGCUGGGGAUGCAAGCAGCUCUAGUGCGCAGUGCUUGUCUUCAAGUUUACUGCCACCUCUCAACGACAUCAUCUCGGCGCUUAACGAUGUUACUGCCAUCUCAAGUGCGGCAGCAGGCAACGACACGAUCACAUGUGCGAGCGGUAACCUCUUCCAAGCCACCCUCGGCGACGCAACCUUCGUCAUUUGCUCGUCCGGGUCGGAUGGUUUUACCAUCUACGGCAGUGACCUGGACAUCAGCGUCGAGUACUUGGACAGUCCGGUUACCAUCAACGCACCGACGGUUAGCGGUGACGCAGCCCUGUCCUGCGAGACAGUUGUGACUGCCACCACCGUCUCGGAUACGGCUCUUGCUCUGUUAACCGGCCAGACCAUUUCGUCGUCGACCCGCCGUAAUCUCCAGUCCGGGACGACCACGACUCUGGGCGCUUCGUCUUGCUCUUGCCAGUCAGCUCGACGCCCAUGCAUCUUCUUCCACGGUCUUGGUCAGAGCUCUGAGCAGAGUACGCUGCAGACAAAGUCCAGCUACUUUGGUGAUCUCUCGAAAAAUGCACCUUGCUGCUCCUCCAUUAAAUACGCGCAAUUGAACACAGUGAGCAGCUCGUGGACAGACGCUACACUUCAGCAGAAGGUGUGCAACUUCGCCAUCUCUGUAAGCAGCACGAGCAGCUCGUCGUCGAAGACUAUCGCAGACACCAUCAUUGUGACGCACUCAAUGGGCGGUCUCAUGAUGGCUGGUGCGUUGGCGAACGGGCGAUGCAAGUUCGCAUCGAGCACUACUUGGGUCAGUUUGAGCGCACCUAUGACCGGAAGCAUGGGUUCUGACUACCUCCAGAAUGCUUGCAGCGGCAGCAAUGGUUUCCUUCAGGCUGUAGCCAACCUAAUCGGUCAGUGUCCUGCGAAUAACGCUGUUCUCGGGCUUGCGUACCAGAACGAGGCACACAGCACUUCGGCUUUGAACUCGGCGUAUGUCGCGGCCCAGUCUGCUUUCCGCUCAAAUGUCGAUGCCGCAAUGUGCAGCGAUAACUACUCGGGCCUCCUUUCAACGGAUCAGAUUGUAUACAAGCUGGGGGGAUCCUUGAUCCCGCACAAGUCGCAGGAAAAUGACGGUAUCGUUGAGUACAAAAGCUGCGCUGGAGGGCUAUCCACAUCCAAGUUCGGCAAAACCUAUGACGAUACGUUCUACGUGACCGGUCUCAACCACGCUGACACUGCUUUCCGCCAUGGCGACGCUCUCGUUGUGAACUCGCAGAAACCGGUGAAGUGGUUUGAAUGCUUGCUGUAA
This is a messenger RNA of Phytophthora nicotianae INRA-310, 1629 nucleotides long. RefSeq lists its product as hypothetical. The record is from RefSeq and is a predicted model, not a curated record. Bases 1 to 1629 code for a protein of 542 amino acids. Lineage: Eukaryota; Oomycota; Peronosporomycetes; Peronosporales; Peronosporaceae. The transcript has a single exon.